This is a messenger RNA of Pleuronectes platessa (European plaice), 1714 nucleotides long. RefSeq names its product cytochrome b5 (gene cyb5a). The record is from RefSeq and is a predicted model, not a curated record. The coding region runs from base 136 to 552 and encodes 138 amino acids. Gene Ontology annotation, cellular component: intracellular membrane-bounded organelle; membrane. Gene Ontology annotation, molecular function: heme binding. NCBI's taxonomy places the organism in Eukaryota, Metazoa, Chordata, Actinopteri, Pleuronectiformes, Pleuronectidae. The transcript has 5 exons.
UAGUGGGCGCGUGACAGUAGUGAUGUGACGCCUUGACGGAGGAACUGGGUUCGAUGCCGGAGUGUUAGUCCGCGGUCCGGAUCCCAGAAGCACCGAGGAGCAGCGGCCCACCUGUCCGAGCCACAGGCCUCACUCAUGGGGGAGCAGCAGCAGCACAGCCCGGAGGGAGUACGGCUCUUCCGCCUGUCGGAGAUCCAGGAGCAGAACUCCUUCAAAUCCACAUGGAUCAUCAUCCACCACAAAGUGUACGACGUCACCAAGUUCCUGGAGGAGCACCCCGGGGGGGAGGAGGUGCUGAGGGAGCAGGCGGGAGGAGACGCCACCGAGAGCUUCGAGGACAUCGGACACUCCAGUGACGCCCGAGAGAUGGCGAGCAGCAUGGUGAUAGGAGAAGUGCACCCGGACGACAGAGAGCAGCUCGUCCAACCAGAGGAAACACUGGUGACCACUGUGAAGGACCAGACCAGCUGGUGGUCCAGCUGGUUGAUUCCGUCUCUGGUGGCGGCCAUCUUCACGCUGAUCUACCGCAUCUUAACCACAGAGAGCGACUGACAUCAUCAGAGAAGCAGCCGGGCCGCUGUCCUGCAGCCGUCCUACACUACCCACAAUUCAUUUCCAAUACUGUUUAACCAACCAAUCAUGCGGCAUUAUGCUAAUGAGGUCAUGCAAGUUGUUGAAUUUACCGUCACACUGUGAAAUAUGAAUGUUUUAUGAAAUCUUGUAGAAAUGCAGUGGAUGUAUGAGAAGUUGUAUCUUAUUGAAUCUUUGUAGCUGAAUGUAAACGAGUGUAUGAAUCAGAGCAUCAUGAGGUCAUCAUGAGGUAAUCAUGAGGUCAUCACGCAGCAGUCAUGUGACUGACAGUCCACUGUGACGUCACUGCCCUGGUGACUGGAAUCUGACUGAAGCCACGAUUCUCUGUCUCAGGUUUAAUAACUUUUCAUGUUCAGCGUCUCACAGAAAGAAAGUAAUCGCUGACUGUUAAUAAAGAUGGCCGACACGUUCCACCUGCCCAUUGUCCAGAAGUGAAGCCAAAACAUCUCUGAUACAGACGCUGCCAUUUUGUACAGCUGGAAUACAGGCCCCGCCCACACACGCUUCUUUUAAAGGGACACUGAGUUUGCCACUAGGGGGCACCACUGAGUCCCUACACAUGAAUAUAUUAAAGAAGAAUUUUAAACUCCAGAAAAGUGAUAUUUUAAUUUAAGAACAUCAGCUAGAGUUCUCUUGAUUCAUCUGCUUGUUCCUGCUUUUAUAAAUUUCAGCUGAAACUUUGAUUUAUUUCAAACGUUUCUGCAUCAAAACAGAAAAAACUUUAGAAUCAUGUUUCAAAUUAUCUUCAAUCUUAAUGUAAUUUCCUCUGCAGACACAAUUUUGACUUCAGACUGAACUUUAAUGUCAGAGUUUGAUUCACACAGUUUCAUCUGAGUUUCAUCGUUCAAACAGAAAAAAUUGAACUUUGAUGAUUCACUUUCAUUUUCACGUUUUAAUUGACACAAUCAGAAGUAAAGGAACUUAAACCCCUGCUCGUCUCCAGCGGGUAGGGGUUUGAGCCUUGGUGCAGUGCAUGCUGGGAAGUGUAUGCUGAACAUUCACAUACUCAGGAUCAGAAACUAUUUCAACUGUUUGAAUGGAUCCAGAGUCAGUGAGAAGAGAAACGUUCUUCUGAUGUAAAAGUUUAUAAAAGAAAAUAAAACAUAUUCAUGGUAAAAAACAA